Molecule: messenger RNA, 347 nt
Organism: Xenia sp. Carnegie-2017
Lineage: Eukaryota; Metazoa; Cnidaria; Anthozoa; Malacalcyonacea; Xeniidae
Product: enoyl-[acyl-carrier-protein] reductase, mitochondrial-like
Exons: 2
Coding region: 16-321 (101 amino acids)
Biological process (GO): fatty acid metabolic process
Cellular component (GO): mitochondrion
Molecular function (GO): trans-2-enoyl-CoA reductase (NADPH) activity
Source: RefSeq, a predicted model, not a curated record
UUCCCAUCCUUCAGAAUGCCGUUAUAUAAAAUGGCGCUGCUCACGACCAUUGCAGACUGGGCGAAGCAACGCGUUCUCUUCAGGUUUCUGACUUUAAGCAAAGCUGUAAAAUUGUCGAUGACAUUUUCGAUCACGUCUGAAAGUAUACCUCGGUCUUCUAAAGCUUUAGUUUAUUCAGAAUAUGGCGACCCAAGUAAGGUUAUCAGUCAACACGAUUAUCCACUACCAGAAUUCAACAGAGAAAGUGUUUUUCUAAAAAUGUUGGCUUCACCUGUCAAUCCAGCUGAUUUGAAUGUGCUUCAAGGUGGGGAGUGCAAUUGAUACCAUUAUAUGCUUGCCUUCCCCCC